This is a messenger RNA of Megalops cyprinoides (Indo-Pacific tarpon), 1345 nucleotides long. It is a transcript of the gene apooa, whose product is annotated as apolipoprotein O, a. Lineage: Eukaryota; Metazoa; Chordata; Actinopteri; Elopiformes; Megalopidae. Gene Ontology annotation, biological process: cristae formation. The transcript is spliced from 10 exons. Bases 63 to 722 code for a protein of 219 amino acids. The record is from RefSeq and is a predicted model, not a curated record. Gene Ontology annotation, cellular component: MICOS complex.
GAUGGAGUGUGUCCUCUCUCAGAUGCCGUACAAAACGGUGUAAGGCACCUCUAAAAAGGAUCAUGUACAAGGUGGCAGGGCUGGCAGCCACGCCUGGGGCUCUGGGGCUGUUGUCAGUGACAGUGUUUGCUGCCACCGAGGACAAGAAUGAUCCCACCUUGAGGACUGAUGAGCUGUCCCUCUACACCACGCCGCAGCAGAAGUUCCGGUACGUGGAGCCCGAGGCGGGGCAGCUGGAGCAGGGUGUGUCGCAGUUGCGGAAAGCCGCCGAGCCGUACACAACCUGGUGUCAGCAAACUGGCCUUGCUGUUGCAGAAAAAGUUCAGGGUGUCUACGGAGAGCUGAAGCCCAAGGUGGAGAGCACCAUCCAGUUUGGGAAAGAGAGCUAUGACUACCUGAGAGACCCUCCCUCUGGAUUCUACCCCCGGGUUGGUGUCAUUGGUUUUGCAGGCAUCCUUGGACUCUUUUUUGCCAGAGGCUCCAGGAUUAAGAAGCUGAUCUACCCCACAGGCCUGAUGGCUCUGGCAGCCUCCAUGUACUACCCCCAGCAGGCUGCCUCGAUUGCCAAGGUGACAGGAGAUACACUGUACGAGUGGAGCCUGCAGGGUUAUGUUACCAUGGAGUCUCUGUGGAAGGGCAAACCCACUACUAAGCAGCUGAAAGAGAAGUCUGAGAAAGCAGAGGAAAAGCCUCAGGACAGCAGCGACGCGAACAGAGGCUAGAUGCUGAGUGUAGCAGGUAUACAGGUUCAGCACUUCCAGACGUCCCCAGGAGCUCGUGUGAUAGGUUGCUAACGGAGUUCCAUCUGCCAUUGUUACACAAGCAUUCUCUCUGCUCUUGCACUAGCCCCUCCCUCCCUGUCUGUCACUGUACCAAUGGGGAUGGGGCCUGUCACAGAUGCGUGAAACUUGAAAUAACAUACUACUGCUUUCUGGUUCCCCUUUUAAUUGAAUGUAAUUGUGUAAAGAAGUAAAACAAAAAGCUGUUCAACCAAGCCAUUUUUUUCUCCAGUGAUAUUUCUUCCUGUCAAGACUGAACUGACCAAGCAGGUUGGUUACAUUUUCCAUCUACACACUAGCUGGGACUGGGCUCUCCUGUGACCUUUUAGCGCUAUCAGCAUGAACAGUAAACAAUGUGAAUAAGCCUGAUUAGGUGCACAAAUCACGGUCUCUUUCUCCUCAUCACACAGAGACCACAGCAAUCGAGUGUCUAACCUCAAAGGUAGUGCCCAGCAUGUUCUCUGGGGCCAGCUUUUAUUGUGACAGAAAUGAAACCCCUUCAGACUCUUUAAAAAAUGCUGGUGUGCUUAAAGCAAUAUGUGUGUGAAUGUAUUUUUUUUCUCAGC